AUGCCAAACGGUCUCAGAUCCACCGGCGUGAAGUUCGACCCUGUCACAGGCGAUGUCAUAUGGUCGCCGCCAGACGCCAUGCCCACAGAGGUUGCCGAAGCGGCAACCCCCGUGCAGCUGAGCGACGCCGUCUAUUCCUCUUCGAGCGAGAGGUCGUCUCAGCAAGAGGUUGACCCUCAAGAGCCGUCGCCAGGUGUUGGGUUGGACUUCCCCGAGCACGAGCCUCCGCUUACGCCGGAGCCGUCGCCGCCAGAGCACGAUGAGGAGGCGCCACGCCUUCUCCCUGUGGAGUCGUCGGGCCUGCGGGAGCCUCCGCUUACGCCGGAGCUGCCGUCGCCUCCGGAGCACGAUGAGGAGGCGCCACGCCUUCUCCCUGUGGAGUCGUCGGGCCUGCGGGUGGAGGGGGACGUGCCGUGGGCCGAACCGCCGUCCUUGCCCGCAGAGGCGGACGAGGCGGCCCUCAGCCAACGGCUCAGCACCGGAAGCCCGACAGUCGACUCGGACGGCACGAGCGACGCCCGGCGCUCGCGUGUCAGCUCCAGCGACUCCAGGGCGGCCGACUCGGACGGCGAGGUGCGGCGGUCGCGUGCGAGCUCCACUGCGCUCGAGCGUGUCCGGAGGGCAAAGCUGACGCGGGCGAGAGCCUCGCAAGGGCACAGGCCGUCGGUCUCUCCGCACCCGCCCGAGCCGCCGUCAGACCGCCGCUCGAGCGACGACGUCACGGCCGCGGGCCGCUUCAUGACGUCUUCGUCUUCCUCCGGCUUGAAGGUGGACUCGGGCACUUCCGACUCGGACUCGGACGGGCCGCAGGAGCCGCCAACGCCGCAGCCGCGCCGUCCGCCGCUCCCGUCGGCAGAGUCGUCAGACUUGUGGAGCAUAUCCACUAAGUCGGACCGGCCGCCCUCGCCGGGCGCGCCCUCUCGGCAUGAGUUUGUCCUCGUUAUGCCCACGCCCAGCGACGACGAGGCGCCGAGCGACGACGCCGUCAAAGAGGCCCCGUGGCGGGAGGGGCAGUCCGGCUCUGCGCUUGGCGGCAAGGGGGGGUGGGGCGGCACCGACGAGGCGGAGGCCUCGCUCGAGGCGAGGAGCGCCUACUCGCGGGCGCGCAAGCGCCUCUCGGCACUGGCCUCGGCCUCGGGCUUGGGCAGCGCACACCGCCGGCAGGAGAGGCUGAUUGCGACCCUCGACCUCAGUGGCAACAACUCCGCGCUUGUCGGCGGCCUGACCCGCUCGGACCUCAUCCUCGCCGUCGACACCAAUGUCUGGGAAGCCGGGACGCCGAAGAUCACCUCGAUUGAGGUGUCGCAGAGCUUCGAUGUGGUCGCGGAGAGGCCCUCUGACACGGCAGGAGUUGGCGCGGCAGCCGAGCCGUGGACUGGCGACUGGCAGACGCUCCUUUGCAGCGCAAGCGCGUUCCCUGCCAGCGACUACGGCGACUGCACUGCGACGGCCUCGCCCUCGGGCCAGCGGCGGCUCAGCGAGACGUCGCGCUUUAUCGGCACCGUUGUGGCGGAGCUGAUUGCGGCGGACCGGCCGGUGGCGCGCCUCCCUGACUUUGUGGGCGUCGAGGUUGCUUCGGUGGCCCUGACCAGCGUCAAGGUGGUGACGAGCACAAUCGCGGCGCCGUCCAACCGCGAGAACCUCGAGGAAGAGGCCGCCAACAUCCUCAGCGCGCAGGAGAACGCCGUCGCAAGCGCCCUUGCGUCGAUCGUCGAGGUGUCCGAGGGCGACCCUCUGGACCUCGUGGCCACGCAGGGGCCGCCGCUCAGUGCGCAACCAGCGUCCGUGUACCGCGACGACAUGGGCUGCGACCCCAUCGAACCGAGCGGGCGACAGGGGUGCGUCUGCCACGUGCCGAUGGACGAAGCCGCCUCGAACGGCCAGUGA
This is a messenger RNA of Emiliania huxleyi CCMP1516, 1887 nucleotides long. RefSeq lists its product as hypothetical. The transcript has 4 exons. NCBI's taxonomy places the organism in Eukaryota, Haptophyta, Isochrysidales, Noelaerhabdaceae. Bases 1 to 1887 code for a protein of 628 amino acids. The record is from RefSeq and is a predicted model, not a curated record.